Molecule: messenger RNA, 1971 nt
Organism: Equus caballus (horse)
Lineage: Eukaryota; Metazoa; Chordata; Mammalia; Perissodactyla; Equidae
Source: RefSeq, a predicted model, not a curated record
UUCUAUUCAGUUUAAUUUUAUAUGUUUAAAAUUUUCCCUAAUAAAAAGUUUAAAAAGAAAGUGACAUUUAAAUGGCCCAUUUCCUAUUUUAGAAAGAGAGACCAAGCAUCAGAUUAGGAAAUUGGCUCCAAACCAGAAAGUACCCGAAGGAAUGGCAUCACAGAAGAUGAUACUCAACAGAAUCUACAGAGGCAGGAACAUUUUCCAGGGUACUCAUUUUGGAGACCUUUGUAAAUGCAAGGACAGGUUUGGAAGGCAUCAAGGAAAUUCAGAAGAAGGAAAAGAACACAGAUGUGAUCACUGUGGGAAAAGCUUCAUGCACAGCAUCAGUCUUAUUGGACAUCAGAGAAUCCACACAGGGGAAAAACCCUUUCAGUGUAAAGAGUGUGGGAGAGCCUUCAGUCAAAACACAACCCUUUUUAAACACCUUAUAAUUCAUACUGGUGAAAAACCUUAUCAGUGUAAUCAGUGUGGUAAAAGUUUUAGUCGAGACUCAGUCCUUAUUAAACAUCAGAGAAAUCGCACUGGGGAGGGACCUUUUGAGUGUAAUGAAUGUGGUAAAACCUUCAGUAACAGCACAGAUUCUCAGCAUCAGAGAUACCAUACCUUAAUAAAAUGUUACCAGUGCAAUGUCUGUGGGAAGGCUUUCAGGGAAAGUUCAAACCUCACUAAACAUCAGCGAAUUCAUACAGGAGAGAAACCCUAUGAAUGUGAUGAAUGUGGAAAAGCCUUCAGUGGAAGUUCUGAGCUUACUAGAUAUCACAGAAUCCACGCGGGGGAGAAGCGCUACGAAUGUGACGAGUGUGGGAAGGCCUUCCGUCUGAGCUCACAUCUCACUCAACACCAGAGAAUCCACAGCAAAGAAAAGCCCUACAUGUGUAAUAAAUGUGGAAGAUCCUUCAAACAGAAGUCAGGUCUCUUUCAACACAAAAAAUCCCACAACUAAUCAAAAUCACAUUGCCUUAAGUAUUAUGGUAAAAAUGUUAAGCAGCAUUUGUUCCUUGCAGAAUUCAGAGAAGCCACAUGAGCACUCUCAGUAUCUAUCACCAUCUCAAUCUCUUCUGACACCAAAGUAUCCUCAGACUAGAUUCUCUCUAUCUCAGAGUAAGCUAAGUCAGAUUUUCUGUUUCUAGGCCUCAGGGCUGGCUAGUUAAAAAUGUAAAGCUUCGGAAUGGCUGGUUUCAUCCUAUUCACAAUUAAAUUUACAUAAAAAUGCACGCCCGAACCCAGAGUUGAAAGUACUGUAACAUUUCUCAAGUGAAUGGUCAAGUUUAGGCAUUGCUUUUCUUCCUCACUUUUUCCUCCUUUGCUUUAUAUAUUGGUGGUGAUCAACACCUUAGUAACUUAUUAGAUGUUGCUUUAAAAGGGGGUUGACGUGGGGAGAGGAAGGAGAAGUAGGUUCUAGGUUCUAGUACUCACUCUACCUCUGUGUGACCUUAGGUGAGUCACCCACACAUUCUAGGCCUUGGAUUCCCCAUCUGUGAAUUAUGGGAUUAGAAUAUGUAAUCUCUCGAAGGUCCCUUCCAGCUCUAUAGUUAAGUGAUUUUUGUGAAUGCCAUCAAGCCUCUAUAUUUAAUUCCUCUGCCUGACAUUCAAGAGCCACCUCCACAAAUAUGUCCAGUAUUUCCAACGUUAUUUUCCUUUACUGUCCUACAGGAGCUCUCUGCUCCUAUUAUACACCUCUCACUUUCCCCAGGCACCCCAAGUACACUGAAGCUUCCGUGUCUUUGUCUUCCAUUCUUUCCCUUUCAUGCCCUGAAUGCCCUCUUUAUCUUCAUUGUUUCCCCAACUAAAUUAUAUAUAUUUCACUGUAAGCCCACUUAGAAUAAACAAGCUUUCUGAGUGCUAAACCUCCUUAGGUUGUGUAGCAGUACUCCUUAACAUGUGACUUAAAAAUGGGCUUGGGUAGGGCCGGCUCCGUGGCCGAGUGGUUAAGUUCACGCGCUCCACUGCGGCGGCCCAGGGUUCGGA